Molecule: messenger RNA, 713 nt
Organism: Cannabis sativa
Lineage: Eukaryota; Viridiplantae; Streptophyta; Magnoliopsida; Rosales; Cannabaceae
Product: protein NONRESPONDING TO OXYLIPINS 2, mitochondrial
Exons: 3
Coding region: 143-418 (91 amino acids)
Source: RefSeq, a predicted model, not a curated record
AAUAAAAAAAAUAAUAUAUUAAAUAAUUCGAGUAAACAUUAUAUUUUUAGUCUAAAGUUUUGAACUGUAAAACCUCAGUAAAGUCCGAACUCCUCUACCUUCCCUCAUUCGUCUUCACACUGUUCUCUGGUCUUCUCCUUCCAUGGCUUCUCGGCUUAGAUCUCUUUCGAAGCCAACAAGCUCUUUAUUCAAAUCCGCCAUGGGGAAAUCCGUCCCUAACGUCACACCCACCCCUUCUCUUACCAGUGUCCGCUCUUCUCUCUCCGUUUCAAGGUCAUUUCCUCAGUUGGGUUGUGUUCAAUCUCUGCUCCCUCUUCACUCAGCGAUUUCUUCUGCUCGCCUCACCUCGUGUCUCGCCAUUGAUUCAACAAGCUCAAGAUCUUUGUCUCAGGAAUUGGGUCUUAGUGUGCCGCGAUAAUAGAUUGCAGCUGAGGUAGCAGAAGAAGAUAGAGGUUUGUAGAUCUAUUCUCAUCAACGAUCAUGCUUCAGUUAUUGGAUCGUUUUCAUCAUCUCUUAAAUUACCAUUUAAUUGGGUCCCUGGAGUUGGGGAUAUACAUAGCUUAACAGCAAGAAUUCAAUUUUCUGACUCAUCUUGUUUUGCUAUAAACUCAGGCUACACAUAAGUAUAUCAAACACUCAAAGUUUAGAUAAUGUAAUAAUAAUCUUCUUCUUCUUUUUCUUUUUAAUAAAAUCAUUUUAGUUUUCUUUUCUUA